GAAUUAUUUCUUUAUCUUUGAUUUUUCAAUUCAUUUUCUUUGUUUUUCCGGGUUGGUUUUUGAGUGCAUUUUCCUGUGCUUUACAGUUGGUAUUAGUUGGUUAAUUGAUGAAGAUCUGCAUGAAUUCCUUCUUCCUUUCUUCUUCUGUUGUUUUAUUUUCUUAGAUUUUUUGUUUUGGGUGACCGGAAAAAAAAAAUAAAAAAUUGGGGUGUAUGAAGAUCAAAUAAAAGUUUUUUGAUUUCCGUGUUUUUCUGCUGCUUUUUGAUUCCAAAGACUGGAACUUUUUGCUCAACUUGAUCAGAGUGUGGGAGGAAAAUUUCCAGAUUUCUGAGUUUUAAAUGUUUGGGUUAUGUCCUGCAUUUUUCUCCGUCACCAAUCAGGGCAUGGGUAAUUUUUAUUUCUUUUAUUUUAUUUUUUUGGUUAACCAAUAAUUUGCUGGUUUUCUUGUACACUUUCUCAAUGCCAAACACAGCAUUACUGUUGUUUCUACCUUUUUUGUUUUUGUUUUUGUUUUUUCUUUCUUUUUUGGUUGGGUUUGUUUGCUUUCUUUUCUUUGUAUAAUAAUUACGUAAUAUAUGCUUGAUUCUGUUUUUGACGAAAAUCACGCCUUUCGCCUGUUUACUGCUUUUUCGUUUUUGCUUUAUCUCUUCUCGAUUUUCUCUCUAGUGGGAAAACAGAAGUCCGUAGUGAUUUUCUUUUUCUUUUUUGGUUUUUUUUCUAAUUUAAAUUUCUUUUUUUUCCUCUUUUACUCCACCUCUUCAAAAAGUGUCUGCCUACCAAAAUCUAUGCUCUGUUUGGAUGCUGAGAAAGCGGAGGAAAAACCAAGAGAUAUACAAAGUUUGAAAUUCUGGUUUCAUUAUCGAAUCACGUAACCUCCGACGGAUUGUAUUUGACUAAGAUUAAAUGACCCCAGUUUUCUAAAUUGAGUUGUAAAGUGGCUUAUGCUUUGAUGUGUGGGAAUCUUUGAUGUUUGGAUAGUCUUUUACUCGGUUGACCAUUCUAGCUAUUUCAGACUUUCAUGUGAGAUCUAUUUUGCAAAAGAAGGAAUUUUGUCCUUUAUUUACAUUUGGAUGUCUUCAUUCUGGAGCUGAGCAAAUGGGGGCUUGUGUCUCAACCAGUAGUAAGAGUACUUGUAGCAGCAGGAGCAAUGGAGAGACGGUGUCCCCCUCAUGCUUGGGGAUUCGAGUUUGUGGGCAAAAGAGAACAAAGAGAACAUUUUCUGAUCACGUUACUACCCUCCAGCAUUUGCCCUCCAUACCCAACCGGAUUUUCAUGAAUGGAAAGAGUAGAACUUCUUGUAUAUUCACACAGCAGGGUCGCAAGGGGAUAAACCAAGAUGCUAUGGUUGUUUGGGAAGAUUUCAUGUCCGAGGAUAUGAUGUUUUGUGGUGUAUUUGAUGGCCAUGGUCCACAUGGCCACCUUGUUGCACGCAAAGUGAGAGAUGCCCUCCCAAUGAAGCUUCUAUCCUUCUUGCAUUCGUAUCAGUCACGGGGAAUUGGAUCUGGUAAAACCUGUUUCAAAGGGAAUAUGAAGAAAUCAGAUGGAGGAGAUUGUGAGAAGGAUUGCUCAGCCGAGGAUAAAUUAAAUUCUAUAUGGAGAGAAGCUUUCCUGAAGUCGUAUAAGGCCAUGGACAAGGAGCUGAGGUCCCAUCCUAAUUUGGACUGCUUCUGCAGUGGUAGCACCGCUGUUACCAUAGUCAAACAGGGGUCAAAUCUGUUCAUGGGAUAUAUUGGGGAUUCUCGAGCAAUCCUGGGAUCCAAAGACAAUAGUGAUUCCAUGGUAGCAAUCCAGCUAACCGUUGAUUUAAAGCCUGAUCUGCCAAGGGAAGCUGAAAGGAUUAAACGGUGUAAGGGUCGAGUCUUCGCUUUGCAAGAUGAGCCUGAAGUGCCUAGAGUGUGGCUGCCGUUUGAUGAUGCACCUGGAUUAGCAAUGGCUCGAGCCUUUGGUGAUUUCUGUUUGAAGGAGUAUGGAGUAAUCUCAAUACCUGAAUUCUCACAUCGGAUACUUACAGAGAAAGAUCAGUUCAUUGUUCUUGCCUCAGACGGGGUCUGGGAUGUCUUGAGCAAUGAAGAGGUGGUUGACAUAGUAUCCUCAGCCCCCACUCGGUCUUCAGCUGCAAGGAUUUUGGUGGACUCAGCGGCACGUGAAUGGAAACUGAAGUACCCAACAUCAAAGAUGGAUGAUUGUGCUGUGGUUUGUGUAUUUUUGGAUGGGAAAAUGGACUCUGAAUCUGAUUAUGAUGAACAAGGUUUCUCUUCAGCAACCCUUCAGAGCAAUCAUUCUGGUAAUGCAAUUGAAUCGGAUGAUGGGCAGAAAUCAGAACCAUCUCUGCAGAGGAAUUUUACUGUAAGAUCAUCAGAAGACAGCGAUAGUUAUGGGCGGCUACCAUUUGACGUUGAAGGGAAUGGAGAAGCAAUGGCAACGGAAGAUCAGAAUUGGUCAGGUUUGGAAGGCGUUACGCGAGUGAACUCUCUUGUUCAACUUCCAAGAUUUUCCGAGGAAAGGCCAAACACUUAAAUAAUCGUCAAUGUACAAAUGAAAUGCAUGCAGUUGGCUUUGUUGUAAUAUGCUUUCCUUUGAACCUCACCGAAUCCAACAGGAAGAAAAUCUUUCUGGGUGAUUGGCAUUAAGUCAAAGGUUUGCUCUGGUAACGUGAGCCCAAAAAAUCAAUUUGUUUUUUCUAUUGCAGACUUGGUGGGAACAGUUUCCCACUAUAUUUCUGUCUAUAAGUUUUUUUUUUUACUUUCUAUGUAGAUUCUGAAUCUGGUUGCAAGUUAGCGUCACGGUUUUCACAA
This is a messenger RNA of Ziziphus jujuba (common jujube), 2795 nucleotides long. Its product is annotated as probable protein phosphatase 2C 52. Lineage: Eukaryota; Viridiplantae; Streptophyta; Magnoliopsida; Rosales; Rhamnaceae. The coding region runs from base 1096 to 2517 and encodes 473 amino acids. The transcript is spliced from 6 exons. Gene Ontology annotation, biological process: protein dephosphorylation. Gene Ontology annotation, molecular function: protein serine/threonine phosphatase activity. The record is from RefSeq and is a predicted model, not a curated record.